AUGGAAUAAGAAAUAAUAGACUGGGCUAAUACUUUUGAAAACACUAAGAGUAUUGAUGAUUUAAAAACAGGUAUCUUUUGAUAAAAACCCAAGGUGUUGCAUUAUGUUAGAUAAUAUCGAAAGAAUUAUUUUAAGACAAAAGAUAAUGUGAAUUAAAAAUAAGAGUAAUAAAUUGCACAAAAUAAGACUAUUAAAGUUGUAUAAGGAAUUUAACAUUUGCAUUGUCUUUAUUAGAGGAAAGCCAAUAGAUAUCAGUGAAGCAUUUAACUGGAUAAAUGCUAUACCAAAAUCCAUUAAAGAUUUUUUAGAUUCUCUAAUAAUUUUAUAGAUCAAAAUCCGUAUCAUCAGCUUCAUCAAAACCUCCUAAAGCACCUCAAAAAUAAGAUGAGCCACUAUUUUAUGUUGAUGAAAACUUAGUCUAACCUAAUUAAUCAAUCUAGAUGACAUAUAAUGAAGAAUUAAUUGCAAAUAAAUAUAAAAUGAUUAAACCAAAUAGCCCUUAUUAAGAGGCUAAUAACAAUCAAUAAAGAUCGCAAACACAUUAAACUGAAUAUGCUGAAAACUCAAAUCGAUCAAAACCAUAAAAUUAAUCUAAUGAUUCAAUUAGUAAUCUGACACCAAUUAAAUCUAACAAAGAUUCUUACAAUUAGAAAUUAAAGUACUAACUAUAAGUUUUAGAGAAUCAAAUUGCAAAAGAAUAAUAAAAUAUUUAACAAAAAAAUAAUAGAGAAAAUAAAUCAAAGCAUAGUUAAGAAGGCUAAAGUUAACAUGAGGAGUUAAAUUCCGACUAAAAUUUUAAUUAAUAACAAUAGUAAUAAAAUUCUAUCACUAACGAAUAAAAAUAAUAAUUGAUUGAUUGGCUUAAAUAAAUUCGAUUAAUUAAAUCAAAUGCAUAAGGGUUGGAAAAUAAACUGCCCAAAAUUUGUAAAAAUGGAGUUAUUUUUUUUGAUUUAAUUAAUAGACUUACUGGUAGAGAUGAAGUUUUAAAAGGAGCUUUAAGAAACCCAAAAAGCCUAAGAGAGAUCAAACAUAAUUAUAGAAGAGUACUUGACUAUCUGAAGUAACUUGAAAGAAUGAGUUACAAAUAUUUAAGUUCAGAAUAAUAGUUGGCUGACGGAGAUGAAGAAGCAUUUUGGGGUUUGAUGCAUGACAUUAAAGUUUAUUAUACAAAUUGUGGAAAUGUUGCAAUUACUAAUUGUUCUUAGUCAGUUGAUGCAUCUUUAAGAUAAACUCAAAAAUAAUAAUAGGUUUAACAAAAUACACAGUUAUUUUAAUAGAAUUCAUAAUCUAAAUUACAAUAACAAAUAACGUUUUCUUAAAAAAAGUAGUUGCAUAAACAAUCCUUCGCAGAUACAUAAUUAGAAAUAACAAUUGAUCAGCCAUAAUAAUCAAAAUCUGUAAAACCAAACACUGCAAAUAGAUCACCUGUGGGACCCUAUUCAAGAAUUCAUAAUAUGAAAUAAGAAUAUGACAGUGUUAACAGAUCUUUGAAUUCUCUAAUGAAAAAAUCAUAAAUUGGUUCUUAGAACGGCACUCCUGUCAAUCAAUCUUUACAACAUUCAAGAAAUUUCAGUAGCUCAAAAUAAUAAUAAAAAGCUAGAUCCACAUCAAUAAGCAAAAAUUGUGUAACUCGAGAAAUGGAAUUGUAUGUUCAAACAUAUUUUAAAUAGAAAGGAUUGUACAAUAAUGAUAAGUAAAUAAAAUUAAUAUUUAGUUUGUUUACAGAUCCAAUUCGGAAUGGAAAUUAUAUUAUACAAUUAAUAGAAUAGCCAGUCGCAAAAAAUAACUUUAAGUCAAUUUUGGAAGUUGAAUUUAAUGUUGAUUCAGCAUUACAAGCUACAAAAGCGAUAGUGGAUGCUGGAAAUUUACCUGCUUGGAUUGGAAAAAUCAAUAAAUCAAGCAUUAUGUAACUAGAUAAAUCCGCUAUGGGUUUAUAUUGGUGGUUAUUAAAAUAAUAAACUAAAAAGAUUGAGCCAAACAUUAAUUAAUUUACACUUCCCUACAGAUCAGAAGAGAUUGAUUAAUUGAAAAUUGUAACUCUGCAUUUUGCUAGAGAGUAUACAUCUACAAUACAGAAUUUUAAUGACCUAAUCUAUUAAUGCUAAACUGGAAUCCUACUAUGUCACAUUGAAACUGAAAUAUUUUAAUAGAAAAUCACUCCCAUAUACACAAAACCGAUUGGAGAAAAAUAAUGCAUUGCUAAUAUUAGAAAGGCUUUGGAUUAUUUGAAAGGAAAAUAAAUUGGAUAAAGAUUCAUUUGGUCUGAAAAAUUAAUUUACGAAGGAGAUUAACUAAUAAUACUUGGGUUAUUUGAAGAUUUAAGGAGGUACUUUGAUGGGUUGCCUCAAAGGUAAGGAGACUCAUAUUUUGAAGAUGGCCCUUACUUAAAAAAAUCAAUUGUUUAAUGUAAGGGAAAUUAAAAAGUUGAGCAUCUUAUUUAAUAAGAACCUUAUUCUCUCAUAUAAAAGGAAAGCAGCUUUGUUUAACCAUAAUAAGUUAACAAAAAGUUGAUUUUCGAUGAUCCUCCUUAAUUUGAAUGGCUCAAUAACUUUGGGUUCAAGAUAAAUUGGAAUAAUGAAGUUUUGGAAGAAUUCAAAGAUGGGUAAUAAUUAUAAAUAAAGCAAUAGUAUUAUUAUUUGCACUAUAGUAUAAAAGCUUGAAAAUAUCUAAUUUAAAGGAAUAUAAUAAAAACCGAAUACUAAUGCAGGUUGCUUAGUAAAUAUAAGGAAGGCUUUCAGUGUUUUGAAAGAAAAAUUAGAUAUGCCUUUAGAAUUAGUUAUAGAAUAAGAAAAGCUACUGAAAGGAGAUAAGGAAUACAUAAUAAAACUACUCACUGUUUUUAAAAAUAUUUACAAAAAUAAAUUAAAAAGUAAAUGA
This is a messenger RNA of Paramecium octaurelia, 2877 nucleotides long. The record is from the annotation of a GenBank genome assembly. NCBI's taxonomy places the organism in Eukaryota, Ciliophora, Oligohymenophorea, Peniculida, Parameciidae.